GUAUAAAAGUAGGGUUAUAUUAUGGUUUCAGCGAUAGUUACGUAAUUUAUCACCAAUGGUCUCUAGAUUAUGUUUCUGUUACGGCGAGACCAUAGAGAAAUUAAAAUACCUUAAUGAACAUUAAAAUAAUGGCAAAUCUACACAAUUUUGAUUCUCGAUUGCAGAAAAUUGAGAAGAGUUUUCAUAAAGGGUCAUAACCUACAUUAUCUAAGCACAUAACCCAUAUAAGAUAACUAUGGCAAUUUAAGUCACAAAUCAUCAGUAUUUAUAGAAAGUCAUGGGUAUCCGAGGCCUUACAACAUUCAUAAACAACCGGGCCCAUCUAUACUUAAAAGAUCACGAAUUACAUGACUGUAAUGUGGUCCUCGAUGGAAACAGCCUUGCUUCAAACCUUUACAAAUGGCACUGUAAAAUACAUUAUCUCAAUGCAAUAUCACUUCGUAUAUAAUACUAGAUGGUGGCUACGAGAAACGCAAGCUAAAUACUGUGGUAAGCCGCAUGAAGAACAAAAUAUGCGCUGCAGAAUCUCUCAAUGCGAUGACCGAAGGCAGUGCCCCCGUCUUUCCAUUGUUCCUUCGAGAAGUCUUCGUUGACGUGGUGCUUAGUUUGGGUUUAAAAGUAGCCCGAUGUGAGUUUGAAGGAGACAUGGAGAUUGCUGGUAUUGCUCAAGCUUUAAAUUGCCCAGUGAUCAGUUACGAUUCAGAUUUCUAUGUAUUGGGCUGUCUUUACAUACCGUUUACAACUGUGGAAGUUACCGCGCGCAAAGGUAAAACGAAACCGACCAAAAUCCCUUACCUGUACAUUUCAUGUAAAAUUUAUCAUGUUGAGAAUUUUCUUCAAGCUUAUGGAGGUUUGGACAAAGGUAAUUUGCCACUGUUAGCUGUGAUUUUAGGAAACGACUAUAUCAAUGGGCGAUUGUUUGCACCAUUUUUUAGGAAUCUAAAAAUGCAAAAGUGCAGCAGUAAUCAAAGUGAUCAACAAAAAAGAAUAAAAAGUGUAAUCGUUUGGCUUCAAAACGAAAAUAUUGAAAGUGCAAUAAGGACUAUUUUAAGUAGGUUUAAAAAUCAUAGAAGACAGGUCAUUUUAAGUCAGAUUGAAAGUGCUAUGAAAGGAUAUAAUGAAGUGAAUAGUGAACUAUUGAAGUUCUUGGACAUUGAUCAAAGUACAUUAAGCAAUUUUUGCAUAGAUUUCAAUCGUUUGAGAAUUAGUGAGGAGCCUGAAAGCAAGACCGACGAUUCUGAGAGUGAUGAUGAGUCUGGAAUUGAACAUGAAACAUUGGAUUCUGUCGAAGAACCAGAAGAGAAAAGCACAGUAAAAAGUCUCAACAGCGACAUUCAGGACAACAUUAUUACGACAAAAAUAUUUCAGGAAAAAUAUAGAGCUUGCCAAUACCCCGCUUGUUUCAUGGAUAUGAUUAGUUUAAGUAGAUAUUACUGCGUGCCUCAAGUGGAAAACAGUUCUGCUGAGCAUUCUCACACAAUAAGUUUGGAUUUAUUGAAAAUAGUCUAUCAAAUUUUAACUCCAAAUUGCAGUAGAGGUUUAACCAUCGUGUUUCGAAAUGGAAAACAUGGAAUUAAAUAUGUUAUUUUGCCUAGAAUAGCAUUAGAUACACCUUCUUUGGGAGAAAUUCAGUUAUUAAGUGUGGAAAAAAGACAAGAGCUAUUGUUGCAAUUUAUAUCUUUUGACAAUAGUUUCAACCAAUUACUGCAAACAUUUUCCAUUGAAUGGCGCUUAUUUUUUAUUUCCCUCAAAUAUGCUUGUACUAAAGGAAGUUUUGAUAGUGCAAUAAUUUAUGGCUGCCUUAUUUGUUUCUUAACUUUAAACUUUAUUGAUCCUAAAGUUGGUUUUUGUAGAGUAACAAAAACUUUUGAAAAAAAAUUUGCUCAAACUUUAGCAAAUGCUAAGCAGUCAAUUAAGCAAACGUUCAGCAAUUUUGAGAAUUUGGUCUAUGACGAGUGUUUAAUUUUCUUAGGUAAAGUUAUUUCUUGCUUUCAAAUGGACUCUAAACUGAAAAUGAAUUAUAGACUUUACGAUAAAGAAUUAGUUCACUCGUUAGCACAAAUGCAAAGUAUUUUUCUUCAUAUUAAAUAUUUAAAUGCACUUUUAAAUAAUCCUUAUCCACUGUUAGAAGUUCAUAAGAUUUUUGAUGGCACGUUUAUUUAUAAUAUUACAGCGAAUUUAAGAAAGAGAACUGAUAUUGUGGAAUAUCUGAAUGUAUUUCUAAAUGAAUGCCCCUCUUUGUUAGAGGGUAUAAAGUACCUGAUAAGCAUAGCUGAUAGUAAUUUUAAUUGCGAAAACACUAAAAGCCAGCAUAUGAAGAAACAUAGAAAAAAGAAGAAACAACCAAUUAAUACUGAGAUAAGUGGAGAUCCAGAGUCUUCGGAAGAGGAAUCAGAAUCAGUUUUCGACCCAAAUAAUCCAUUCUCCAUAUUAUCAUGUUUGUAAGAAAUAAACUAAUUUUUGUAACUAGAAA
This is a messenger RNA of Dendroctonus ponderosae (mountain pine beetle), 2473 nucleotides long. RefSeq names its product protein asteroid. The record is from RefSeq and is a predicted model, not a curated record. The transcript has 2 exons. Lineage: Eukaryota; Metazoa; Arthropoda; Insecta; Coleoptera; Curculionidae. The coding region runs from base 499 to 2445 and encodes 648 amino acids.